UAUGAAGGGCAAACGCCUGUGUGGCGUUCUUGACCCUCUGCAGACACCGUACCCAGCUUCCUCUGGGGCACGGUUUAAGUGCCCGGAAGCGGAAGUCUCUUCCUCUUCCGCUUUCUUCGCUUCUCGCUUCUUGACGUUCCGGCCGCGCGCCCCGCGCCUUGUCGCUAUGCCUCGCAAAAUUGAGGAAAUCAAGGACUUUCUGCUCACAGCCCGCCGCAAGGAUGCCAAGUCCGUCAAGAUCAAGAAAAAUAAGGAUAAUGUGAAGUUUAAAGUUCGAUGCAGCAGAUACCUUUACACCUUGGUCAUCACAGACAAAGAGAAGGCAGAGAAGCUGAAGCAGUCCCUGCCCCCCGGUUUGGCGGUGAAGGAGCUGAAAUGAACCACGCAUGCUGCUUUGAACUGUAUUAAAAUUUUUAAAAUUCUCAAAA
This is a messenger RNA of Bubalus bubalis (water buffalo), 428 nucleotides long. RefSeq names its product ribosomal protein L38 (gene RPL38). Bases 2 to 379 code for a protein of 125 amino acids. The transcript has 5 exons. Gene Ontology annotation, molecular function: structural constituent of ribosome. Lineage: Eukaryota; Metazoa; Chordata; Mammalia; Artiodactyla; Bovidae. Gene Ontology annotation, cellular component: cytosolic large ribosomal subunit; ribosome. The record is from RefSeq and is a predicted model, not a curated record. Gene Ontology annotation, biological process: protein-RNA complex assembly; translation.